Molecule: messenger RNA, 1236 nt
Organism: Hemisphaericaspora subhashii
Lineage: Eukaryota; Fungi; Ascomycota; Pichiomycetes; Serinales; Debaryomycetaceae
Gene: IDP2
Product: isocitrate dehydrogenase (NADP(+))
Exons: 1
Coding region: 1-1236 (411 amino acids)
Biological process (GO): isocitrate metabolic process
Cellular component (GO): mitochondrion
Molecular function (GO): magnesium ion binding; isocitrate dehydrogenase (NADP+) activity; NAD binding
Source: RefSeq, a predicted model, not a curated record
AUGUCUGCCAUUCAAAAAAUCACAGUUAAGAACCCCAUUGUUGAAAUGGACGGUGAUGAACAAACUAGAAUCAUUUGGAAAUUCAUUAAAGAUAAAUUAAUCUUCCCUUACUUAGAUAUUGACUUAAAAUACUAUGAUUUAGGUAUUGAAUAUAGAGAUGAAACUAACGAUCAAGUUACUAUUGAUGCUGCUAAUGCCAUUUUAAAAUAUCAAGUUGGUGUUAAAUGUGCCACCAUUACUCCAGAUGAAGCUAGAGUUGAAGAAUUUGGUCUUAAAAAGAUGUGGCUUUCUCCAAAUGGUACUUUAAGAAACAUUCUUGGUGGUACUGUUUUCAGAGAACCAAUUGUUAUUGAUAACAUUCCAAGAAUUGUUCCAAAUUGGGAAAAGCCAAUCAUUAUUGGUAGACAUGCUUUUGGUGAUCAAUAUAAAGCAACUGAUAUUGUUGUUCCAAAAGCUGGGGAAUUGAAAUUAGUUUUCAAACCAGCUGAUGGUAGUGAAAUCCAAGAAUACCCAGUUUAUAACUUCAAUGCUCCAGGUGUUGGUUUAGCCAUGUACAAUACUGAUGAAUCUAUUACUGAUUUUGCUGAAAGUUCAUUCAAAUUAGCCAUUGACCGUAAAUUGAAUUUAUUCUCUUCUACCAAGAACACCAUCUUAAAGAAAUAUGACGGUAGAUUUAAAGAUAUCUUUGAAGACUUAUAUGCUACCAAAUAUAAGAAGGAAAUGGAUGCCAUUGGAAUCUGGUACGAACAUAGAUUAAUCGAUGAUAUGGUUGCUCAAAUGUUAAAAUCCAAGGGUGGUUACAUCAUUGCCAUGAAGAAUUACGAUGGUGAUGUCCAAUCUGAUAUUGUUGCCCAAGGUUUCGGUUCCUUAGGUUUAAUGACCUCUGUUUUAAUGACUCCAGAUGGAAAAGCUUUCGAAGCCGAAGCUGCUCAUGGUACUGUUACUAGACAUUACAGACAACAUCAACAAGGUAAAGAAACUUCUACCAACUCCAUUGCAUCUAUUUUCGCUUGGACUAGAGGUUUAAUUCAAAGAGGUAAAUUAGAUGAAACUCCGGAGGUUUCUAAAUUUGCUGAAGAAUUAGAAAAAGCUGUCAUUGAUACUGUUGCUAAGGAUAACAAAAUGACUAAGGAUUUGGCUUUAGCUCAAGGUAAGACUGAUAGAUCUUCAUAUGUUACUACUGAAGAAUUCAUUGACUAUGUUGCCGAAAGAUUAAACAAGAACUUGGGUUAUUAA